GCCCUGAUAGGCUGAUACAGUGGUGCCCAUGACCCGCCCUACGAACUCGUAGGAACAUAUUCCCGCCAAAGAACACCCAGACAUUCGGUGAGGGCGCUCGAGCAAAGUCAAUCCAAACUGGGCCCGGAGUUACUGGCGCAUCCAACCGCUAUUUUCCUUGAAAAAGAAGACCAUUACUUAACCGCCUCACCCAAAGCUCAAUCUCUCACCGCCUGCUCCCACUUUCCGUACCUUCUUCACACAGCCAUUGCCGUGAACGAAAGAUUCUGCCUUUCUUUUCAGCUCUGAGAAAAAAUUGUAAACAUCACGAUCCGGUUGGUGACUGCAGAGUAAAGUUUUGUUGGAAGCUCAAUCAUCGGCAACGCGGCUUUGAUCUUUUAUUUGGAAUCCGAAUGGCAAUGUCAAAUGCGAUCGACCGAUUUCAGAAACUGAGUAUUGAAGGUUCACAUGGUAGUCAUGGAGGAAGUGAGAACGGGUCUGAUUUCAAAAACCCAGAGGAGGAAAGGAAGAGUGGAACUGGGACAUUGAAGAGCAAAUCAUAUAAAUUCAGGAAUUCCUUUAUUAAGAAUAAAAGCAGGUCAAGAAGUGAUUAUUCUGCCUUAGACGAUGGCGGGGAAGCCAAAAUGGUGGAAGCCGUAAGUGCUUUUCGGGAAGUUCUGUCCAUUGAAGGUCUACUUCCUGCAAGGCAUGAUGAUUAUCAUCUACUGUUGAGAUUUUUGAAAGCUAGAAAGUUUGACCUUGAGAAAGCAAAGAAAAUGUGGCAGGACAUGCUUCAAUGGAGGAGAGAUUUUGGGGCAGACACUAUUAUAGAGGAUUUUGUCUUCCCAGAAAGAAAUGAAGUGCUGCAAUACUAUCCUCAGGGCUAUCAUGGUGUAGAUAAGCUAGGGCGACCAAUAUAUAUUGAAAGAAUAGGAAAAAUAAAGCUGGACAAGGUCUUAGAUGUGACUACCCUGGACAGGUACAUACGAUACCAUGUCCAGGAGUUUGAAAAGUCUUUACACAUUCGGUUUCCUGCCUGCUCCAAAGCUGCAAAAAGACGCAUAGAUAAAAGCCUUACAAUUUUAGAUGUUGAAGGAGUGGCGAUGACAAAUUUAUCCAAACCUGUUCGAGAAGUUAUUAUGCGAUUGCAGAAGAUAGAUAAUGACAUUUAUCCAGAAACACUUGGCCAAAUGUUCAUAUUAAAUGCUGGUCCUGGAUUUAGGCUCGUUUGGAAUGUCCUCAAGCCUUUUCUUGACCCUGAGACCACUUCCAAGAUUCAUGUUCUAGGCAGCUGUUACCAACGCAAAUUGCUUGAAGUCAUCGAUGAAGGGGAGUUGCCGGAGUUGUUCGGAGGUAGAUGUAACUGUGCAGAGGAAGGGGGUUGUUUGGGGUCAGACAAAGGGCCGUGGAAAAAUUAACCCCCAUCAAAAUACCCCCAUCAAAAUAUAUAUAGUGGAGAUAUGGUGAAAUAGACGUUAUUUUGAACAUCUCUAUUACAGAUGAAGCAAAAAAAAUAUACUCCAUAAAGUUUUGAUGGGAAUGGACAAGAUGAUCUAAUUUUGUUAUGUAUAACGAACUUGACUUGUAUCCAUAUUUUAUUCAAUUUGAAGCACAGUAUCAAAUAUAGAGGUUUAUAAUAAUGUUACCACUUUGUUUUCUCAUUUCUAUACGAAUGAUGUCAAAGUUUCACUUGUUUUUAGAACGAUGGCAAGUGUUUCUGCUGUUUUAAAUUUAUCAAUUUAAGCUUUCUACAAACUGUAGGAACUCUUGGGAGGUGAAAUGCUUUUUCACUUUUUCAUAUGCGUUAUCCUGUGUGCAACAGAGCGAGUUCAAUUUAUUUUACGGAAACAAUGUUAUACUAGUAUAAGAAA
Cuscuta epithymum is the source of this 1850-nucleotide messenger RNA. Lineage: Eukaryota; Viridiplantae; Streptophyta; Magnoliopsida; Solanales; Convolvulaceae. The record is from the annotation of a GenBank genome assembly.